Molecule: messenger RNA, 1344 nt
Organism: Chiloscyllium plagiosum (whitespotted bambooshark)
Lineage: Eukaryota; Metazoa; Chordata; Chondrichthyes; Orectolobiformes; Hemiscylliidae
Source: RefSeq, a predicted model, not a curated record
AGAAUGGAUGGAAUUGCAGCCAGAAAUCUCAAAACAAGAUCUGAUCGAGACAAUCGAUUCACUGGCAUAGGAAUGUUAUCAGUCUUUUGAAUCUCACUGGAAAUUUUAUUUCUCUUCUAUCCUGUCUGAUUUGAAAUGUUUCAAACUUCAGUAAGACUGAAGUACACAGACCUCAGUGAGCGUGUACCAGUGAACUGACUGUGGGAAGAGCUUUAAGCGGGUACAAAGUCUGAAAUAGCAACAUCCCGUUCACAGCAGCAAGACAUAGAACACCUUCCAUUUGUGAAUGGUCCUUCAACUGAUUGUCAACACUAGAAGACGGUGGGGAUUCCCACGUGAUGGAGAAACCGUGGAAAUGUGGAGACUGCGGGAAGGAAUUCAAAUUCCCAUGCUUGCUUGAAAGCCAUCGCCGCCAUCACACUGGGGAGAGGUCGUUCACCUGCUCUGUGUGGGAAGGGGUUUACCCAUUCAUCCGCCCUAGUGACCCACCAGCGGGUCCAUACGGGGGAGAGGCCUUUCACAUGCAAUUUGUGUGGGAAGGCGUUCGUUCAGUUAUCCACCCUGCAUAGUCACCAGCGGGUCCACUCUAGGGAGAAGCCUGCUCUGUGUGUGGGAAGGCGUUCAACCAGUCUUCCAACCUCCAGAGUCACCAGCGGGUCCACACCGGGGAGAAGCCGUACACCUGCUCUGUCUGCGGGAAGGCGUUCGUUCAGUUAUCCACCUGGUGACCCACCGGCGGAUUCACACUGGGGAGAGGCCGUUCACCUGCUCCAUGUGCGAGAAGGCGUUCACCCAGUCUUCUGCCUUGCUGACCCACCAGCGAGUCCACACCGGGGAGAGGCCUUUCUCCUGCUCAGUGUGCGGGCAGGUAUUCACACGGUCCUCUGCCUUGAUGAACCACCAGCGGGUCCACACCGGGGAGAGGCCGUUCACCUGCUCUGUGUGUGGUAAGCACUUCAGCGAUUCAUCCACCCUGUGGCGACACCGGUGGGUCCACACCAGGGAGAGGCCGUUCACCUGCUCCAUGUGCGGGGAGGGCUUCAUUGAUUCGUCUUCUCUGCGGAGACACCAGUGGGUCCACACCGGGGAGAGGCCGUUCACCUGCUCAGUGUGUGGGAAGGGGUUCAUUGAUUGGUCUUCCCUGCGGAGACACCAGCCUAUCCACACUGGGGAGAGACCGUUCACCUGCCCCGAGUGCGGGAAGGGAUUCAGUCAGUCAUGCCAUCUGCUCAGACACCAAUCCAGUCACACUGAGUAGUGAACAUUUGGAUGCUUUGUGGGCGUUACUUGUCUUAAUAUUCAAGAGCUGAAAAUGUGUUGCUGGAAAAGCGCAGCAGGUCAGGC